This is a messenger RNA of Microthlaspi erraticum, 1515 nucleotides long. The record is from the annotation of a GenBank genome assembly. NCBI's taxonomy places the organism in Eukaryota, Viridiplantae, Streptophyta, Magnoliopsida, Brassicales, Brassicaceae.
AUGUACCGCACGGCAGCUUUACGAGCUAAGGCCCUUAAGGCCUGUUUUAACCGCAGUCUCCGGCCAACACGCUACGCAAGCUCAAGUGCUGUUGCGGCGAGCUCGUCUUCUUCGUCACCGGGUUUCGGUAGCUGGCUAACCGGAGGCUCCUCUAGCUCGCUUCCUUCGUUGGCCAUUCCCAUGGCUGAUGUCUCUCUUCCACCAUCACUCGCUGACAAUGUCGAGCCUAGCAAACUCAGAACCACUACGCUUGCAAAUGGUCUCAAAAUAGCCUCUGAGAUGUCUCCGAAUCCAGCAGCGUCCAUUGGUUUGUACGUUGAUUGUGGUUCUAUCUACGAGACGCCUAGUUUCCGUGGAGUGACGCAUUUGCUUGAAAGGAUGGCUUUCAAGAGUACAUUGAACAGAAGCCAUCUUCGUCUUGUGAGGGAAAUAGAGGCUUUUGGAGGUAAUACUUCAGCCUCUGCAUCCCGAGAGCAGAUGGGUUACACUAUCGAUGCUCUCAAAACCUAUGUUCCCGAAAUGGCUGAAGUGCUUGUUGAUAGUGUGAGGAACCCUGCUUUCUUGGACUGGGAAGUGAACGAAGAGCUGAGGAAAGUGAAAGUGGAGAUUGGAGAGCUUGCAAAGAAUCCAAUGGGUUAUCUCUUGGAGGCUGUUCACUCCGCUGGUUUCUCUGGCGCUUUGGCUAGUCCGUUGUAUGCACCUGAAUCUGCAAUUACUGGAUUGACAGGGGAAGUCUUGGAGCAGUUUGUUUCUGAGAACUACACUGCUCCACGAAUGGUGUUAGCAGCUAGUGGAGUUGAACAUGAGGAGCUUUUAAAAGUUGUGGAGCCAUUACUUUCUGACCUUCCUAAUGUAACCAGACCAGCGGAGCCAAAGUCUGAAUAUGUUGGUGGAGAUUUCCGUCAACAAACUGGUGGAGAGGCGACACAUUUUGCGCUUGCUUUUGGAGUACCAGGAUGGAAUAACGAGAAGGAAGCUGUUAUUGCCACUGUUCUUCAGAUGCUUAUGGGAGGAGGUGGCUCGUUCUCUGCAGGAGGCCCUGGAAAGGGAAUGCACUCUUGGCUCUAUCUUCGCAUUUUGAACAAAUGUGAGCUGGCUCAGUCAUGCACCGCGUUCACUAGCAUCUUUAACAAUACCGGAUUGUUUGGAAUCUACGGUUGCACUAGUCCUGAGUUUGCUGCAAAGGGAAUUGAAUUAGUAGCUGAUGAAAUGAAAGCUGUUGCUGAAGGAAAAGUUAACCAGAAACAUCUUGAUCGCGCCAAGGCAGCAACGAAAUCUGCGAUUCUGAUGAAUCUGGAAUCUCGUAUGAUUGUAGCAGAAGACAUAGGUAGACAGAUACUUACAUACGGAGAGAGGAAACCAGUUGACCAGUUCUUGAAGACAGUUGACGAACUCACCUUGAAGGACAUUGCAGAUUUCACCAGUAAGGUUAUUGCAAAGCCUUUGACAAUGGCAUCUUUUGGAGAAGUGUUGAGUGUUCCAAGCUAUGAAGCCGUAAGCAGCAGAUUUUCUUGA